This is a messenger RNA of Nannospalax galili (Upper Galilee mountains blind mole rat), 4419 nucleotides long. RefSeq lists its product as uncharacterized. The record is from RefSeq and is a predicted model, not a curated record. The transcript is spliced from 2 exons. The coding region runs from base 34 to 885 and encodes 283 amino acids. NCBI's taxonomy places the organism in Eukaryota, Metazoa, Chordata, Mammalia, Rodentia, Spalacidae.
UUGUAUUUUCCUCGGGGAUUUUUUUCCGAGUCAAUGAAGAAGGGAAACGGCGGAAGGAUCACGAGUCUCACGCUUGAAGAGAAGGGGGAUGGGAAAGAGGGAGGGGAUGGCUCGGGAUGCGACGGCCAACACUGCGGCUCCGGCAGCGGCGAGACCCGUCGGGCGGGCGGCGGCGGCCCGGCGAACCGGAGGGCGGAGGAGUCCAGUCAGUCAGCGGCGGGUGGCGGCGGUUCCUCUCAUUGCGCCAGGGGCAGCUGCAGGCGGCGGCUGUAUCCAGCGGCCAUGGCGGCGGCGGAGGCAGCUCCCUUCAGAUCCCAGGCAGCGGCUCCUCGACUUCUUCCCAUACGCCGGGGACAUGGGAACCCGGCAACCGCUGUGUCCCUCGGGGUCCUCUCCCCCGUCCGCAGAACCGGCGCGGCCCCCCUCCGCCCCUCGCCUCAGCUCAGUGGCCGCUCAGGAAGUGUCCGCGCGGUGCCCCUAGCGCGAAGCCCUGUCAACGGCAGCGGGCCCUGCUCCUCCUCGCUUCCUUCCUUCCUUUGUCACUCGGCCCGGGCGGCGGAGGCGGAGGCAGAGGCGGAGGCGGCACAAGCCCGCAUUCGCCCGGGUCGGGGGCUGCUCUGCGUGAGGAGAGCCGUCUGCGCAGCCGCCUUAGCCCUUCCUCCUCCCCCUCCCCCUUCCUACUCGUGGUCCGCCUCCUUCCUCCCCCACCCAGCCUCACACCGCCCAGCGCCCAGCCGCCUGCGUAAAAGGCGUCUGGAAAUCGCCCGCCGAGCCCGCGCCCGCCAGCUUCGGCUGGGCUGUCGUACCCUGAAGCGGAACGAAUCACAGACGCCGUUGGCUGGCGGCUCCAGCCGGAAAAAGCCGAUCGUUCUGAAGAGCCAAUGAGAAAACGUCGCUGGGAGACCACGCCCCAACAACGAGGGGUGCCGGAGAUAGCCGAACCCAAAGAAGGUAGAUUCGUCUUGUUCUGGGGCUGGCUGGGGGGAGAGAUUCGACGACAGCAACCGCGGCCAAUCAGAGCUGCCCGCCCUCAGGAGAAAGCCUGAAGAGUUAAGGACUGUGAAACCUCGAGUCGCGGGAGAAACUACGCGGCGCGGCGCCGCGGCCGCUUCGUCAUUGGCUGGAAAACUCCUCUGGGAGUGGACCGUUCUCGGACAUAAAGCCACAAAAGGUGGUUUUACGAAUACUGACUAAAAUGGAAAACAUGAAAGACCUCAAAGUUAUCUUGAGAAACAUUUGUUUGCAGUCACCUUAAUCACCUUACUUGCUUAGGCACCCACAAUCAAUUCUGUUCUUAAAGAAUGUCUUAACCACUGCACCUCAACCUGAAGGCAGACUCCCAUACUCCAGAUGCCCCUCUGAGACACUAGGUGGCCCCAGCUUGUUGUGCAGGAUGGUAGCAUAGAGGGAGGACAGCCUGUUUAUUACUAUCAGCCCUUCUCAACCAGACUUGCUGAAUUAGAAGCACCUCAUCCCCUUAUCCAAGAAACCACAGAACAUAGUAGAAUCCAUUUGUCACAUGUAUCAUCAUGUUUGAGGGGACAGCUGCCAACUCCUCCUGACCCUUCUUAAUAGGAAUGGCAACAAAUGAUGACUGAAAUUGAGAAAUGAUUAAUGACUCAGGUCCAAGGACAGGAACUAAAUGCAGAAACAGGUCAGAAAUGCCCUCCCAGUAGAAGAUCCACACUGGGACCCCAAUUCAGAAGGUGAUAAAGUCUGCCUAGAAAGGUAUCCCCUACUAAAAGGACUAAAACAGGAACUAUGAAGACCACUGAAAUUCUACAAAAACCAGAUGAAAGCCCUCCUAACUUGAGAAGAGGCUCUUCCAGUUCACGCCUUUGGACCCUGAAGCCCCUAAAAAUGAAUGAUGAAUACAGCUUUUGUGGGCUAGGAACAAGGAGACGUUUGGAGGAAACUUCAGAAACUGGAAGGCUUUGUAAGGAUGAAUAGCACCUAACUGCUGGAGGUUAUAAAAAGUGUUCAUAAACAGACUACCAAACAAGAGACAUUGAAGGUGCAUGCCUUUAAUCCCAGCACCUGGGAGGCAGAGGCAGGCAGAUCUGAGUUCAAAGCCAGCCUUGUCUACAUAGCAAGUUCCAGGCCACCUGGAGUUACAGGGAGACCCUGUCCCAAAACAAACAAAAAAUGAAUGCCCCAAUAAGAAAAUGGGGAAAGGGAGCAGCCCAAAAACCAAGGCAGAAUCUCAUUCCAUGCAAGCACCUCCCACAACAAACUUCACUGGACUGGCUGGAAUAGACUGACUCAUUCAAAUUAGGUCACCACAAGCCCAUGGUCAAAAAUGAAAAUUGGGGGCCAUUUGAUGGGCAUGGUCUACACUGGUGCUGAAUAUUCAUUUGUUACCAAAGUAGUGGGUUGCAUAUCAGGAGGGACAACAAUAGCGGAAGCCACUAGUGUUCCAGUGAGGUGUCCCUUCUGUAAGUCUUGCAAGUGCUACAUGGGAUGACAUCAAAUAAUUCCUCUAUCAUCUGGAGCUCCCAGAGCCCUUGGGAAGAGAUCUGUUGUCUAAGCUUGGAGCAUGAAUUACCUUCUUCAUUGAUGGCACUGCUUGCCUUGAAAGAAAUUCCCAGAAGCCACUUCUCUGAUCCUGUCAAUCUCAAUCCCCAAGAGGAAGAAAGGAUAAUUCACUCCCAACUCAUCAAACACCAACUUUACCCUGGAAGCUUGAAACUCCUGCUUCCCUGUACUCUGGGCUGAAAUAAACCCACCUGGUCUGGCCAUUAAUCAUCCACCUGUGAUAGUUGAGCUGCUACCUACAGCUGCCUGACAAGGGUUCAACAAUACCUCUUAUCUCUUGAAACCAAGAUUGGAAUUCAGACUCAUCGGCAGAAAUUCUCGGAGCUUGGAAUACUUCAAAAAUGUCAGUCCUGGACUACUCACCUUUCCAGGACCUGUGAGCCAUCAACCAAGCAACAGCCACCAUUCAUCCAGUGGUCCCCAACCCAUAUACUCUCCUGAGUCUCACACCUGUGGAAGCACAGUGGUUCACCUGCUUGGACUUCAAGGAUACCUUUUUCUGUAUCUACUAUCCCAGAGGGGCAUCUGGAGGGCAAAUAUCUGCUUUCAGGUUGAGCUGAAGGGGUUAAGACAUUCUUUAACAACAACAUAAUUCUCUUGGCACCUACAAGGCAGCCAAUAUUUGCCUUUGAAUGAGAGGAACUCAGCAGCAAAAAAGGACAGCUAACCUGGGCUGGAUUGCCCCAAGGACUCAAAAACUAUCCCAUGAUAUUUGGGGAAGCCUUAGCAAGUGACCUAGCUGAUUUCCCAAGUAUAGAACUGAAAUGCACAUAGCAAUACAUGGAUCAUUUACUCCUGGUGAGUGGAACCCUGGAAAAUGCAAGUGAGGAACAAAGGUGCUUGCUACUGGACCUGCUUCAAGAGGCUGGAUAUAGGACUUCUCUCAAAAGGACUAAGAUCUGCCAAAAAAGGCAGUUUAACCACAUGGUGGCUAACAACUGGCCAUAACUCCAGUUUUAGGGGAUCUGACACCCUCUUUGGCAUUGUACAAUAUGGGUGCACUUACAUACAUGCAGGCAAUACACUCAUAGGUAGGUAGGUAGGUAGGUAGGUAGGUAGAUGAUGGCUGGAUGGCUGGAUGGAUAGAUAGAUAGAUAGAUAGAUAGAUAGAUAGAUAGAUAAAAUUUUUUAAAUGAUCUGCCAAAAGAAAGGUAUCUAGAAUCCCAGAUCUCAAAAGGACAUCAGGCCUUGGGAUCUGAAUGAAAAAAAGUAAUAACUCUUCCUCACUUGAAAGAUUCAGAGACAUAUGUGAGAGUUCAGCCAGCUUCUGUCACAUCUGGAUUCUUCAGUUCCUUUUUAUUGUUUUGCCCAGGCCUCCUCUUCCCGAGUAUAUUGGGCAUUUGGGAAAGGUUGAGAACAUCAGGCCUUUGCUAAGAGCUGCUAAUAGUCAAACCCCUCUAUGAAGCACCAAAAGUAGGGCAAAGGAGCCCUUCCGUGGGGACAACAGAAGGCCUUUUUAACUAUCAAAAAAAAACCUACAAGAAGCACUGGUUUUGGGACUCUCCAGUAUAAACCAAGGGUUUAAAACUUGUUCAUCCACAAAAAGAAGGGAAUGACCCUGGGAGUUUUAACUCAGAAUAUAGGGCCCUGGCAGCACCCUGUGGCCUACCUGUCUAAACAGCAGAAUGACUGCUCUGCCUCCAAGAUAUUGCGACCACCACCCUCCUGACUGAAAAGGCUGACAAACUCACUAUGGAACUGAUUGGGGGAAAGAAAGAAAGCCGUGCAUUUAAUGUCACCUUUGUCUGUGACUAACAUUACAACUGAUUUUAUAUUUUUGAAAUAGUAACUUACCUUGUAGUGGUUUUAUAAAUGUUUACUAAAAUCUGUGUUGAAAAAGAAAACUAAAAUGGAGAAAAUAAAUACCACAGUUACCUACUGAGA